Molecule: messenger RNA, 1375 nt
Organism: Anopheles stephensi (Asian malaria mosquito)
Lineage: Eukaryota; Metazoa; Arthropoda; Insecta; Diptera; Culicidae
Product: filaggrin-2-like
Exons: 1
Coding region: 233-1276 (347 amino acids)
Source: RefSeq, a predicted model, not a curated record
CGUCCGGCAUGCGGAGCAGAGUCGCCGCACGAUAAUGGGUGGUUCCUAUCAGCUGUUUUCAUGCAGGUACGGGCGAAGAUUGUCGAGUGCCUAUAUAAACAUAGAACUUACUCCAGGGUAGCUAGUCAGUCUAGUUACUAUCGUUCGAUCAAGUAGUUCUGCUUUCGCGGGUACACUCUCACACACGGGUUGCCAAUAUUUGUAAACAUUCGCACACCCCGUACGAUCGAUCAUGCAGAAGCAUUUCGCGUUGCUGCUCACAGUCGGUGCGCUAGUCGUACACGCCUACCCGACGGACCUGGGCCAUCAUGGAAGCAGUAGUGGAAGCAGUAGCAGUGGUAGCUCGGCCAUCAGCAACUCACAGUCAGCCGGCUUCGGUGGCUUCCCGGCCCUGCCCGGAUUCCAGGGAGGAUUUGGUCAGCCACAGUUCUCGCAACCGCUUGUAGCCGGACCGGGGCACAAUGCCGGUGGCUGGAGUCCGGAUGUGUUCGGUAAAGGAUUCCCGUUCCCCGGGGCCGGUAGCAGCUCGGGAAGCUCAUCGUUCUCCAGCUCCUUCUCAUCGAGCCACGGUGGUAAGGUGACCGGUUCACAGUCUCAGGCACAGUCCGGAAGCCACAGUGGCGGGCAUGGCGGUGCAUCGGGAAGUUUGGCCGGAUCGCAAUCGUUCAGCAAGGGUGGUCACGGACAUCAUGGUAGUGAAAGUGGAAGUGCUGCUGGAGCGCAAUCAGUUUCGCACGAUCAUCACGGUCACCAAGGGUCCUCGUCCGGUGCCCAGUCGCAGUCCACCAGCCACAACGUUCACGGCCACGAUCAUGGAAAGGAUCUGCACAGUGGCGCAGGAGCAAAUGCGCAGUCGCACUCCGUUGGCCAGGACCAGCACGGACUUCAUGGAGCGGUCGGUAGCUCUGCCGGGUCGCAGUCACAGUCGGCUUCUUCGGACCAGGGACACCAAGGUCAUCUAGCGUCGGGUAGCAAUGCGGGUGCACAGUCCGUUUCACAGUCCGUGCAGGACGCACACCACGGACAUGGCCAUGGACCGGCCCACGGAUCUGCCAGCUCGGCCGGUGCACAGUCACAGUCGAGUUUCGCGAAAGAUCACGGCCAUGGACAUCAUGGUUCGGGAGGUCAUCAGCAUGGAACGGGUGGCCAUCAUCAGGAGUAUCACCACGGACACAGCCGCGACGGUGAGGCAUUCGGAGUGCGCGUGAGUGCGGACGAAUCGCAAGACGGAUCGGUGAAGAAGACUGCAAGCGAAGCUUGGGUCUGGAAGGAUUAAGCCGACAGGCCUCCUUGCGGGUGAUAAUUAUGUAUUUAUGAUCAUUAGCGCUGCUAAUAAAAGUAGGAUAAUAAAAGAAGUAACUAUGGCGACAAACGA